UCUCCAACAAACACACAUUCAUAUAUACACACUUCCCGCUCUUUCGGCUUGUUUCCCUUACACACUGGAGUUCUUGGCUUUUCUCCACGACCCGGAGCUGGUGGCCCGGUUCCAGAGACGAUGCGGACUCUUCCUGGUCGAAGAUUCGCAUCACAGUGGGGGAACGACACGAGCGCAUGGAGCUCAGGUCAACGGAGCGGUGUCCCGUGGCCAGCUGAAGGGGAAAUGGGAUCACCAGGACAGAAACUCCAACUAUAAAUACAAGGAGGCCGGAUGCGCUCAGAGUGCCGGCAGAAAACCUCAGUACGAGGUGAGGAACAGGCUGCUGCACUUCCUCUUCCUGUUGUCAGCUGGGUUAGGACAUGAAAUCUUUUACAUCACCUGCCUGCCCUGCAUACACUGGAAUCUGGACCCUUUUCUUUGUCGCCGGCUUGUUAACAUGUGGGCUUUGGUGAUGUACAUCGGCCAGGUGAUGAAAGACAUGCUGAAGCUGCCUCGUCCUCCCUCACCACCUGUGGUCAAGCUGGAGAAGCGUGUGGAUGCAGAGUAUGGCCUCCCCUCCACCCAUGCCAUGGCUGCCACUUCCAUCUCUUUCACGCUUUUACUAAGCGCUCCCUCCAGAGUCCAGGUCCAGUUUGAGGUGGGUCUGCUGCUGGCCUUGACGCUGUCGUCCUUGGUGUGUCUGAGCCGUCUUUACACCGGCAUGCACUCAGUUUUGGAUGUGGUCUGUGGCGUUUUCAUCUCGGCUGUCCUCAUUUUGCUCACCUACCCUCACUGGGAAACCUUUGACCGCCUCCAGCUUAACAGCUGGAUCUCCCCCAUCGUGGCUCUGUCGCUGCUCUUCUUCCUCAGCUACACAUACCCAGAUCUGGACCAUUACACCACCACCAGGGGCGAUACCACCACCAUCCUGGGAGCAUGUGCAGGCAGCUCAGUGGGAUACUGGCUGAACAAGCAGCUGGGUCAGACCUUUGAGCCCCAGGGGACGUUACCGGUCCCCCUGCCCACCCUGACAGCUGCAUCAGCAGCACGGGGUGCUGCUCGCAGCCUGAUGGGUAUCGUGGCGUUGGUGGGGACUCGGCAUAUUGUGAAAAAACUUAGUCUGCGCUUGUUAUAUUUGUGGUAUGGAGUAUCAAAAACUGACGAGAGCGCCAGGAGGAGGAAAGAGAUCGAAGUGCCGUCAAAGUUCACCACAUACACAGCUGUGGGACUCGUUCAUUCAAUACUGGUUGACAGACUGUUUGUUUUACUGGGGCUGCAUUGACCUGUGUGUAAAUAGCUGAACAAAGUGUUAAAUGAUCUUUUUGUAAUAUGUAAGGAAAGUGAGAAUCCUCAGAGGAAAUGAUUCACUGCGUGUGACUGACCCAACCGAGGAGAAAUCCUCACAGCAAUAAAGUUUGUAUCCUUCA
Messenger RNA from Melanotaenia boesemani (Boeseman's rainbowfish), 1409 nucleotides. RefSeq names its product sphingosine-1-phosphate phosphatase 2 (gene sgpp2). Gene Ontology annotation, biological process: sphingosine metabolic process; phospholipid dephosphorylation. The transcript is spliced from 5 exons. Gene Ontology annotation, cellular component: endoplasmic reticulum membrane. NCBI's taxonomy places the organism in Eukaryota, Metazoa, Chordata, Actinopteri, Atheriniformes, Melanotaeniidae. Gene Ontology annotation, molecular function: sphingosine-1-phosphate phosphatase activity. The coding region runs from base 440 to 1264 and encodes 274 amino acids. The record is from RefSeq and is a predicted model, not a curated record.